Salvia splendens (bonfire salvia) is the source of this 699-nucleotide messenger RNA. RefSeq names its product protein bfr2. NCBI's taxonomy places the organism in Eukaryota, Viridiplantae, Streptophyta, Magnoliopsida, Lamiales, Lamiaceae. Bases 1 to 699 code for a protein of 232 amino acids. The transcript has a single exon. The record is from RefSeq and is a predicted model, not a curated record.
AUGGACCAAACCGGAUCUCAACCGUCGAAGAAGAUGAUCUCUCACCUCCUAAUCUCCGUCUCACUCUUCUCCUUCCUAGUUUCCUACUCGUCCUCUCUGCUCCACCCCUCCCCCAAAUUCCACCCCUACUUCUCCGCCAGCUCCUUCCACCUCCUCACUCACGCGCUCAGCAAAAACUGCCUCUUCCUCGUCUGCAACGGCCUCCUAGUCUUCCUCGCCAAGACCUCCGGCUUAAUUCGGCCUCCUGCCUCUCACGAUCUCGACGAUAAGCGGAUCGCCGACGCCUUGAUGCAAACGGCUCUCGACCGAUUUCAAUUGGACGAGACCGCCGAUGCGGUUCGCAAUCGCCAUCGCGAUCGCGCCGGAGACGACGAAGGAGAUCAGAUAGGCAAAGAAGUCUCCAUUUUCAUCGCGGAGAGUGAGGAGGAAAGAGGAGAAGAUGAGCGUGAUUCCGCGGACGGAAAUCGACCGGAUUCGGCGAGUAGCUGGCUUUUCCAGGACGAUGUGGAGGAGCUGUACGGACUCGGCGACGAGGAAGGAGAUGAUGAUGAUGAUGAUGAUGAUGUGGAGAAGAAAGAGGAGAUUAUGAGUACGGAGGAGAUGAAUCGGAAGUUUGAAGAUUUCAUAAGGAAGAUGAAAGAGGAGAUUAUAAUUAGUGAAGCAAGGCACAAGGUGCUCAUGCUUAAUUCACCUAAUUAA